Molecule: messenger RNA, 700 nt
Organism: Sinocyclocheilus grahami
Lineage: Eukaryota; Metazoa; Chordata; Actinopteri; Cypriniformes; Cyprinidae
Gene: rpl15
Product: ribosomal protein L15
Exons: 3
Coding region: 77-646 (189 amino acids)
Biological process (GO): cytoplasmic translation
Cellular component (GO): ribosome; cytosolic large ribosomal subunit
Molecular function (GO): RNA binding; structural constituent of ribosome
Source: RefSeq, a predicted model, not a curated record
GAUGGUGCAGCCUCAUAAAGCAUUAUGGGUAACUUUUCUCUCUCUUUCCGGUUAGUACGCCAUCAAGUGAGGCAUCAUGGGAGCGUACAAGUACAUGCAGGAGCUGUGGAGGAAGAAGCAGUCGGACGUGAUGAGGUUUCUGCUGCGCGUGCGGUGCUGGCAGUACCGCCAGCUGUCGGGCCUCCACCGGGCCCCGAGGCCCACCAGACCCGAUAAAGCCCGCCGGCUGGGAUACAAUUAUAUAUAUAUAUAUUAUACACACACACACCUCUGGAACUGGGCUGUUGUGAACUGGUCAUGUGCUGCUUCUCUGACGUCGCUGCUGCUCGUGUGUUUUCAGGAGCGUGCGGGCCGCCACUGUGGAGGUCUGCGGGUGCUCAGCUCUUACUGGGUGGGGGAAGACUCCACAUACAAGUUCUUUGAAGUGGUCCUCAUCGACACCUUCCACAAAGCCAUCAGACGCAACCCCGACACGCAAUGGAUCACCAAGGCUGUGCACAAGCACAGGGAAAUGCGCGGGCUCACGUCAGCCGGCAAGAAGAGCCGUGGUUUGGGCAAGGGCCACAAGUUCCACCUCACCAUUGGCGGCUCUCGGCACGCGGCCUGGAAGAGACGCAACACCCUGCAGCUGCACCGUUACCGCUAAACAGUGUGUGCUGCAACUGUACAUUCACCCAAAUAAAGUACCUUUUUGUGCUCA